Neltuma alba is the source of this 2562-nucleotide messenger RNA. Its product is annotated as disease resistance-like protein DSC1. NCBI's taxonomy places the organism in Eukaryota, Viridiplantae, Streptophyta, Magnoliopsida, Fabales, Fabaceae. The record is from RefSeq and is a predicted model, not a curated record. Gene Ontology annotation, molecular function: ADP binding. The transcript is spliced from 3 exons. Gene Ontology annotation, biological process: defense response. Bases 1 to 2562 code for a protein of 853 amino acids.
AUGGGAGGCAUCGGCAAAUCAACCAUUGCCAAAACUAUAUUUUUAAAAUAUUCUUUCCAUUAUGAAGGUUCCUGCUUCUUGGAAAACGUAAGAGAAAAGUCUAGAAACGGACUUACUGAAUUACGCCAUAAAUUUCUCUCCCGUCUCCUAAAGGAAGAUCUCUCUAUUGAUACUUCAACCACUUUUAUUGAGUCUAGGCUAAGUCGUAUGAAAGUUUUUGUUGUUCUUGAUGAUAUUAGUACGGUGGAGCAAUUAGAAUGUUUGGUUGGAGAGCCUUUUUCCUUUGGGCUAGGAAGUAAAGUUCUCAUCACAACAAGGGACAAGCAUGUGCUUAGCAAAGGAGUUGAUGCAAUAUAUAAGGUUAAGGAAUUGCAGUUCCACCAAUGCCUUGAACUUUUCAGCUUGAAUGCCUUCAACAAAAGCUUGCCUAUAAUGGGAUAUGAAGAACUAACAAGAAGGGCAGUUGUUUAUGCAAAAGGAAUUCCAUUGGCUUCAAAAAUUCUGGGUUCAUAUCUUCGUGGUAGAAGUGAAGUUGAAUGGAAUAGUGCCUUAAAAAAACUUAAGAAGAGUCCUCAUGAAGAUAUUCAAAAGGUGUUGAGAUUGAGUUAUGACGGACUGAAUCAUGAAGAGAAGAAAAUAUUUCUAGACAUUGCUUGCUUUUUUAAGGGAGAGUUGACCAAAUCUGUAAUUAGCUUAUUAGAUAGCUUUGGCUUCGAUGGAGAUAUUGGUAUAAGAACACUUCAUGACAAGGCUCUCAUAGAAGUCUAUGGUUUAUGUGUAAAAAUGCAUGAUUUGAUACAAGAAAUGGGUUUACAAAUUGUUCGUGAAGAGUCUAUUGAUGAACCUGAAAGACGUAGCAGAUUAUGUAAUUUUGAAGAAAUUUACGAUAUUUUAGCUAAUAACAUGGGAUCGAAGAGAGUUGAAGGAAUAAAGUUGGAUGUCUCUCAAAUUAGAGAUCUAUAUUUGGAAGCGGACAUUUUCAAGAAGAUGCCUAAUAUGAGAUUUCUCAAACUUUAUUCUGACAGUGGCUCAAGUCAUGUGCACCUUCCAGAAGGUCUCAAAUUUCUUUCUAAUAAGAUGAGGUAUCUAGAGUGGUGUGGAUUCCCACUUAAAUCUCUGCCGUCCACUCUUUGUCCUGAAAAACUUGUUAAGCUCUGCAUGCCCAAUAGCCAUCUACAAAAGCUUUGGAACGGAGUGUGUGAUUUUGUGAGCUUAAAAGAAAUAGACCUUAGUGGUUCCAAACAACUACAAGAGCUGCCCAAUCUCUCCAAAUGCUUGAAUCUCAAAGUGGUACAACUGAGGCAGUGCGAAAGUUUGUGCUUUAUUCAUUCCUCGAUCUUGUCUCUCCACUCAAUUGUUGUGUUGAACUUAUUUGGAUGCACGAAACUUAAGGGUCUAAAAAGUGAAUUACUUUUAAGAUCUCUGCGACAUAUUAAUGUGAUUGAGUGCAAGAAUCUCAAGGAGUUCUCGGUGUCAUCUGAUGAACUGAGAGAAUUGGAUUUAGUUAACACAGGAAUCGAAAUCUUGCACCCCUCUGUAUGGCAUUCAAGAAGAUUGGAAAUGCUCUCUCUUGGUAGACUUGUGAACCUUCCCAACCAAUUACCGUGCUUGACAAGUUUGACGUUUCUUGGGCUUUUCGAUUGUAAAAUCAUUGAUGAUUUGAAGCUACAUCUCUUAUUUGAUAGCAUGUUGUCUUUAAGACAAGUGGUCCUGGAUCGGUGCGGUAACAUAAUUGGACUCCCCAAUAAUACUAAGCAUCUUUUAGGAUUGAAAUUUCUUAGCAUAUGGGAUUGCAGGAGGCUUCGUUCUUUACCAGAAUUGCCGCCAUCCAUUGCAAAGCUAGAUGCCCAUGAUUGCAAGUCGUUGGAAAUUGUGUCAAGUUGGAGAACAUCAAGUGGUGGCCCAAUAGGGUUCUUAUUCAAGAAUUGUGUGCAACUGAGUGAGCAAUCGCUUCAUAAUAUCAUGGAGGCUGCUGCCUAUUCUAUGACUUAUUGUGUCUUGCAUAAAAAUGAGAAUUACAGGGAUUGUUGUUCGAUUUGUGUUUCCGGAAGCAGAGUAACAGAGUGGAUCAAAUACAGGGCAGCACAAAGCUCCGUAACUGUUGAACUCUCUCAGAUUUCAGACUUAACGGAUUUCUUCUUCUGCGUUGUACUUAAAGUUCGCUCAGAAAUUAAUUGUCGAAUUCAAUAUUUGAUGUGCACAUGCUACUUGGAAGGUUUUGAUGCGGCAGUUUCAAAACAUGAAGUGUUUUUACCAGAUGUGAAAUCUGAUCAUGUUUUUAUGUGGAAUGAUGACUUAGCAUGUAAAAGGAUAGUGGAUGAAAGUAGAAGAAGAAUUCAACAGUUGUUCACUAACAUAAAGCUUCGCUUUGAAUUCUCUGCUGGACAUCGUUGGUGUAACGAGCCAAUGAUCCCCGACGAAAGCAAGUUAAUGAUCCAAGAAUGCGGGGUGUGGCCAGUAUCCGUCUCAGAAUGUCUGAAAUUUGUUGAGCAAAUGGAAAUAGGGAGGAAAAGGAAGAGGCCUCCCGAUGUUGAAGAGCAACAACCACCGCCUCACUUUUAA